AGCCCAGUGCAGUUUGUCCGUUCCAGCGGACCAUAGUUUGGCUCAGAGUCAGAUCAGAGUCAUAUCAACACUGAUCCGGCGUCAGUGUUGGAGUGUCGUGUGUCCUUGAACAGCGUAGAUCUACAGCCCACAGACAUGAACCACCUGCUGAAACUGCCGGUUCUGGCCCGUCGAGCCUUCAGCAGCUCAGCCAGAACCCUGAACAACAGAGUCCCAGAGGCCCAGAAACUGUUCCAGGCUGAUAAUGGACUACCGGUCCACAUUAAAGGAGGAACAGGAGACGUCCUGCUCUAUCGUUUCACCAUGACCAUCACUUUGGGAGGUACCUGCUACUCUCUGUACUGGCUGCUGUUGGCUUCGAUGCCGCAGAAGAAGGCGUGAAGUUGAAUCCUCCUCAGCUGUUGAACGCAGACUCAGACUCACUGCAGUUGUUGAAUCAUUCUGUUGGAUUUGAACGUGUCAUUAAAGUGACUGAAUCUGUUCAACUGUAAAAACAUUUGA
Messenger RNA from Sphaeramia orbicularis (orbiculate cardinalfish), 501 nucleotides. RefSeq names its product cytochrome c oxidase subunit 7A1 (gene cox7a1). The transcript is spliced from 4 exons. Gene Ontology annotation, biological process: mitochondrial electron transport, cytochrome c to oxygen; regulation of oxidative phosphorylation; mitochondrial respirasome assembly. The record is from RefSeq and is a predicted model, not a curated record. Gene Ontology annotation, cellular component: respiratory chain complex IV. Bases 136 to 381 code for a protein of 81 amino acids. Lineage: Eukaryota; Metazoa; Chordata; Actinopteri; Kurtiformes; Apogonidae.